This is a messenger RNA of Chelonoidis abingdonii (Abingdon island giant tortoise), 2681 nucleotides long. Lineage: Eukaryota; Metazoa; Chordata; Testudines; Testudinidae. The record is from RefSeq and is a predicted model, not a curated record.
CCCUGCAGGUCCCGGGGUCAACACGCCUCUUUCCCCUCCACGCAGCCGCCUCAGCCUGGCCCGAUGCCCUGUACCCCGGCCGCCCCGAGAGCCCCAGCCCCCCGCCUGCGGAAGGAUCCAGUCACCGUCACUGUCUUAUCACCGACCUGCCCUGGGGUUCCCCUGUCGCGCCCGCCUGGCUCCUCAGCCCCUGUUCCCAGGGCUCAGCAGCAGCCUGUGCUGCAAGAAGGCUCCGAGUCCCUCUUGUACUUACGGUAUGAAAACCCAUGGACAAUCCCAAAUAUACUUUCUCUGGCAAGAAUUGGUUUGGCUCCAGUUUUGGGUUAUUUGAUUGUAGAAGAAAAUUUCAACAUUGCAUUGGGUGUUUUUGCUUUGGCUGGGAUAACAGACUUGUUGGAUGGCUUUAUUGCACGAAACUGGGCCAGUCAGAAAUCUGCUCUGGGAAGUGCCCUUGACCCGCUAGCUGAUAAAAUUCUUAUCAGUGUCCUGUAUGUCAGCCUCAGUUGUGCAAGUCUUAUUCCAGUUCCACUGACUACUUUGAUCAUUUUGAGGGACAUAGUGCUAAUUGCUGCUGUUUUUUAUGUGCGAUACAAAACACUAUCCCCACCGAGAACAGUUGGUAAAUAUUUCAACCCCUGUUAUGCCACUGCCCAGUUAAAACCAACUUUCGUCAGCAAGAUGAAUACAGCAGUUCAGCUAAUCUUGGUGGCAGCUUCUUUAGCGGCUCCUGUUUUCGAUUACGUAGAUAGCAUAUAUCUACAGACUUUAUGGUGCAUUACAGCUUUCACAACAGCAGCGUCUGCAUACAGUUAUUAUCAUUAUGGUCGGAAAACAGUCCAGGUAAUAAACAACAAAUGAAAUGUUACAGGAAGGACGAUCUCAUCACAUCACCGUUUUUUAUAUUGCAAAGGACAAUAUAACUGGCCUAUGAAUAAGAAUUCUGUUUUUCCUUAGGACAGUUGUUUCAAUUCAAACCAUGUCACCACAAUUGGACUGAUAUGAAGUAAAAAUGAAGUCUGAUCAUGUACUGUAAAUGUAUUGAAUUUUCAAUGUAUUUUUGAAAGUUAAAAAUAAAAUUAAGAAAAAUCACAAUGUUCUUAAAGGCACUUUUAAGUCACCAGUGGCUGUCCUGCAUUUUGAAUCUUGUGUAUCUUUUUAUAUUGCUUUUCAGAAGCUAAAGUUUAUACACUUCCCGCAGAAUUGGACAGUUAGAUUCUAUCUAGAAUCUAGAUAUUAGAUUUUAAUAGCGUGCUGAUGAAGCUCCCUUUUCUUCUCAGAUCUAGUAUGCAUGGAGUUAUAAAGACAAACUGUUGUAUACUGUCUUAAGACAGAAUCACUUAUUAGGAUUUACUAAAUAUUAUAGUUUGCUGCAAAGGAAAGCAUUAAAUCACUAGGGAAUGAUACCUUCAGAAGUGUAAAGUAAUCUCCCCCCCCACCCAAGUUUUUAAAUCCUAAUAGUCCAUACAGUACUUCAGAGUUAUUUUCUUCAGUAAAAAUACCAAGGAAACUAUCUGUCCCCAGAGAGAAGGUUCUAGUGACACUAAGGCUCAUGGUGUAGUGUCAAAGACAUAGAUAGAUUGAGUUCUUAAAUAGAAGCAUGUUUCUAGUACUGCUGGUUAAUAGUGGUUGAGAAACCAAGGUUCUGAACUUCCUGUGUGAGCUAUGCUGUGCGAGUUUAAAAACUGCUUGGUCAGUAUGAGAUCUUCUUGGAGCAGAAAUAUCAAUAUAAAUAGAACUGAGAAAAAUCAAGGCAUUUUAAAUGCUUGUCCAAAUCACGGGAUUAAUUACAAACAGUUAAAGCUGCAUAUUCUGUGUGUGAUUCUCCUGUAUCUCUGACUGCAUUGUUCAUCAGGCAUUGCUAUGAUCUCAAUUUAUCACCCAUGAUCAAAGAAUAGAGCAAAACUAUUUAAAGUUACAGAAUGAAACGCCUGUUGAUUGUUUAUACUCUAAUAGCCACAAAAAGUAUCGGACAAGAGAUUUCAUAUUAACAGUAAUGAAAUCUUCUUAUUAAAUACCUUGGAGCUAGAUGUGUUUUUUGCAUGUAGUAGCAAAGAACUGAGGUGUGAAGAAGUAAAGUAACUGAAAAAUAGGUAAUAAAUGUUGGACUAUGGUGCUCUAUCACCAAAAGUGAAUUUAUUGUAGAUACAUACUGAUUUUGAGGGGGUGUGGUUGUAGGUGUGUAUAUAAAACAUUUUAAUUUAUCUUGUAUAGAAAUGGUUCACAGACAAUGCUGCAUUUUUAUUCAAUACCUGUCUCAUAGCUAUCACCAUAUACAGCAGUCCAAAUCUCUUAUUUGCAAUGGAAGGAUAAAUGUAAAGCAAAUCCUAUAAAAUGUUAUUUCUUAAUGUGCACGUUUAGUUAAUUGGGAGUAUUGUAUUUCUUCGGCAACACAUUUUUAAAAUAGAGAGAUGACAAAGUCCAUUCAGGUUAUUCCUUUUUUUUUUUUUUUUUUGGUUCAUAACCACCAACUCGAGUAUAGUGAGAGUAUACCUGAAUGUUGUUCCACUAGGGGAUGGCAAAAUGUUGAGGCUACUGAAGGAUCAUGUCAGCAUGCAGGUGCCUCAGCACAUCUAUGAAUACAAUGGCUACACCAUUUCAUGAUUUGUCUUUGUAGCUUAUUGUACAGUUUCUUGGAGUUGUGUGUCUGAGGUAUUUAUAUUAAAUGAAGUUGUUAAACAGUG